This is a messenger RNA of Ordospora pajunii, 843 nucleotides long. RefSeq lists its product as uncharacterized. The coding region runs from base 1 to 843 and encodes 280 amino acids. Gene Ontology annotation, cellular component: cytosolic [4Fe-4S] assembly targeting complex. Gene Ontology annotation, molecular function: protein binding. The record is from RefSeq and is a predicted model, not a curated record. The transcript has a single exon. Gene Ontology annotation, biological process: iron-sulfur cluster assembly. Lineage: Eukaryota; Fungi; Microsporidia; Ordosporidae.
AUGCAAUACACGAUCACUUCGAAAGCUCUGGAUGAGAAAGUGCUGGCUGUACAUGUCAGGGACAAUGUGUACACAGGAGGAACGUCGGGAACACUUGUGAAUCAGGACACAGGUGCAGUGCUGUGCAAGUGCAAAAAGUCUGUGAGAGCAAUAGCAAGCCAUGGCGAUUACAUAUGCUGCGGAAGCUAUGAUUGCACAGCGGUGCUUCUGCAAAACGAAAAUGUUGUGGAUGUUAUUGAAGGACCUGACACUGAGAUUAAGUGUGUGGCGUUUUCUGAGGAUGGAAAGCAUCUUGCAAUGGCCACCAGAGGAAAGUCGGUUUGGAUAAUAAAGCUUUGUGGAGAAAUAGAGAUUGACAAGAUAAUAGAAGACCACCUACAUGAUGUCAAGGGGUGCACUUUCAAUAAUGGAAUGCUGUUUACAUAUGGAUACGACAACACAAUCAAAGUAUAUGACAGGUUUGACUACGAUGAUAGCUGGGAACUAAUGCAAUCGAUAGACGAGAGCAAUACUGUCUGGUGUAUAGCAUUCUACGAGGAAAAGAUGUUCAGUGCCACCGAAGACGGGAUUAUAAGCGUAUACAGCCUGAGGAAUGGAUGGGAACUGGAGACUACCAAGAAAAUGUCGGUGUUUCCGAUCUACUCAAUGUGCGAGAUAGGAUGUGGGGUUGCAUAUGUUCUGAACAGGCAAAGCAUUGGAAUAUUUGACAGCAGCCUGAACCUUAUGGAAUCGAUGGAGAACAUCCAUUCUGAUUGCAUAAAUAGCAUAGCAUACGACGCAAAAAAUAACAGGAUAGUCAGUGGAGGAGAUGACGGGAUUCUGAAUAUGAUUGAAAUGCACUAA